GGAAGCUGUACGCGUCGCCUUGAGUGGAUCUGGCGUUGAUUGUAUCCGCGAUACAAACUGUACGGAAAACACUUCUUUCUAAGCAGCCGACAUGGGUGUAUUGAGAGAAGAAGACGCUUGUCUUUCGAUGGAUGAAAAGCUGCUUUAUUUCAUGGAUCAGCUCGAGUUAUUGGAGGAGAAACGAAAGACUCUGAACUCUCUCAUCGAGCAGGGGUGGUUCUCCAUAAGCAAGGCCCGUUAUUCUAUGGGAAACAAGCAGGUUUCUGCUCUCCAGUUUGCAAACGAGAUGGAGCCACUGGUUUCUGUGCAUGUUAGAACCUUGGAGAACGAUAAGGUAGAAUUCUGUGCAGUAAGAUCGUCACAAAAAUGCAGUGACGGAUUUGUGAAAGAAUCAUCCUCAAUAGAGGAUAUUGGGCCUCAAGAAGAAGGCGUCAGACGAAGAAAAAAUGCAAAAAGUGAUGUUGCAGAAAAAAAGACAAGUGAAGACGUAAGCAGUAAAAAAGUUUCUGAGGUAAACCCAGGCAAAAAAAGAGACCAUAAUCCUCAGCAGGACCCACUAAAGUGGUUUGGGAUUUUGGUGCCGCAGUCUCUGAAACAAGCACAGUCGUCGUUCCAACAAGUCAUAGAGCUUUCAGCUGAGAUUGCAGCUCUGCAGAUCGUGGUUGUAAAUGCCAGACAGCAACUGAAGCAUGACUUGAGAAACAAUGAUGGCUCAACUGGUGCUGGACUCAAUACCUCUGCUCAAUUAGAUGAGAAGCAAGCGGAUGUUCUUUCAGCAAAUGAGAGUCCAUAGAUCACAACGUCAGAAUCAGAUAAUCCAGUUAUUGCUGGAUUUAAAUGUGGAAAUCACAGGCUGAACAAUUCCUGCUUCUUUAAUUAUUGUUCAAUAAUUUUCCAUGUUGUUGCAAAAUGCGUAACUUAUUUGAGUUUGUAUAUAAAUGUGUUGGAGUUUGUAAAUUUUACUAAGACUUGUGAGCAUUCUAACAAAUUGUCAUCACAGCUUAAAUAAAUAUGGAAUCAACUACAUUUUGUGUUGAAAUAUUUGAUAUCCCUUUACUAUUACGGUAAAUGAAGCCAAAAUUGUUUGGUCGACAUGCCGGUGUAACAUUUUGAACUGUUUCUUCAUUCAGAUAAAUGCAAACACUUAUUUGUAGGUAAGUCAGUGAUGCUAAAUAACACAUUUUUCUGAAUUGCUUUAAAUUAUUCAUUCUUGGUUGGUUUAAACAUGGUAUCAAUUGUACAGCUAUAUACACUGAUCAGACAUAUCAGGAUCACUAUCUUCCUAAAAGCAUCUUCCCUUUUGCUCUCAAAGCAAAAGGGACCAUGUCCAGUAUUAUACUGGACAUGGUCAAUGUUUCCAGUUGUGUACUAUUUAAUUUUUUUUUUUUCUUCCAACAAAAUGAGCAGCUCAAAAAUUCACCAAGAUUCUUUUCACUAAAUGC
Molecule: messenger RNA, 1442 nt
Organism: Poeciliopsis prolifica (blackstripe livebearer)
Lineage: Eukaryota; Metazoa; Chordata; Actinopteri; Cyprinodontiformes; Poeciliidae
Gene: vma22
Product: coiled-coil domain containing 115
Exons: 5
Coding region: 92-793 (233 amino acids)
Biological process (GO): vacuolar proton-transporting V-type ATPase complex assembly
Cellular component (GO): extrinsic component of endoplasmic reticulum membrane
Source: RefSeq, a predicted model, not a curated record